Paracoccidioides brasiliensis Pb18 is the source of this 4551-nucleotide messenger RNA. RefSeq names its product sulfite reductase (NADPH) hemoprotein, beta-component. Gene Ontology annotation, molecular function: FMN binding; iron-sulfur cluster binding; sulfite reductase (ferredoxin) activity. The coding region runs from base 1 to 4551 and encodes 1516 amino acids. The record is from RefSeq and is a predicted model, not a curated record. The transcript is spliced from 5 exons. Gene Ontology annotation, biological process: sulfate assimilation. Gene Ontology annotation, cellular component: sulfite reductase complex (NADPH).
AUGGGUUCGGUGUCAACAGCAGGAGAGGCAGUGGCCAGGAUCGCAUACCUCUCAAGCGAUCUCGUAUUGUCAGUUCAGCCAUCUCUGCAAACCAACUCGCUUUUCUCCAAGCAACUCCACCUUCUCUCCGAUAGCAAAGUGCAAGGAGUAGUCUCGCAGAGCGUCCCGGAGGUCCGCACCCUCCGCCAGAAUGAGGACCCUCUGCUCUCCGCUUUUCAACCUCUGAAAUCAGGCCACCGAGUUGCCAUAACUACUUCUUCCUCCGUCCUUCUUUCAUCUAUACCAUAUUUAUAUAGACUGGCAAACUACCCCAUUGUCAUUCAUGUUUCUCUGGAACCCGCCUCCUUUGCUGAUUAUUCAGCUAUCAGUUCCAUCCGCCAAUGCGGAUUCUCAUUCUUGCAUUCGGAAACGCUACAAGAAGCACAGGAUAUUGCGCUGACUGCCCAUGCCAUUGCGGCAAAGUCAAGAACAGGUGUCAUCCAUUUCUUUGACGCAGCCAAUUCCCGGGAUGAUGACCGAAAUUGCUACGGAGGAUCCAGAGUUAGUGAAGAAUAUUUUAAACUUGAACGAUGCCGUAUCACUUCAGUCGUGGAGGAAGAUGUGGCAAAUGGCAGUGAUGGCCAUCCCCCAUUAUCUGCCUCCCAGAUCUCAUUCCCAUCGAAAACAUCCUCCAACCAGACUUCCUCUGUCGUCUCGUCUCAUAGUGAUGCCGGCUCUGAUGGUGCACCAGAGAGCUCGUCAGCUACCACGGUUGAUCCAGUAACUGUUCGACCCUUGGAAGCCGUGGAUAUCUUCCACAUCACCACUAGAAUCUGGGAUGCCCUGGCGAAGAAAGUUGGACGUGACUACCGCCCCAUUGAAUAUACUGGACCGGUAAACGCAAAGUCUGCUAUCUUUAUUUUCGGCUCUACGGGUGUUUUCGUUGAUGUCCUUGAGGACCCUAGCAGUGCGGCCGAUUUUGCCAAUGUUGGAAUUAUUACCGCUCGUUUGUACCGUCCUUGGGCCGGACGCCAGAUAUUGCAAGCCAUCCCUAAGUCUCUCAAGCGCAUUGCGGUUCUGGAGCAGGUGCGGAAGACUACGCGAUGGGGACCCACAUUCCUAGACUUGUUGUCUAGCUUAUCCCCACCGACUGAUGGGGGACAAAUGCCCCAACUGGUCGGUUACAGACUGGAGUAUGUAGAACCUUCGACAUCCCGCCAAGCGCUCCGUGGUGUCUUGCAGAACCUCUCAGCCGAUUCACCAAUUCAGAAUCUUCAAAUUGGUAGCGAGAAGACGCCAGAGGAACUUUCGUCAACUAUUGCCCCGAAGCAGCCAGAUGCUGAAAAUGCAUACAUGAAAAUUUUGAACCAGCUAUUUAGCACUCGCCUUUAUGUGGCCAAUCAGCUUGGCGCACAGAAUGGGGCUAUCUCUAGCACAAUUGCAUCAAGCCCCGAGUACGGUUUCGGUUCACUAAUUGCUCGCAUCGAAGGCCGCGAGCGCUUUGUUCGUGACGUUACUGAAGCUGUCAAAUCAAACGAGUUUACAACUGAUACUCCCAAGAAUUGGCUUUCGCGAUGGGCGCUGAAUGCCUCAGAUCCGGUCAAGGCAAACAGCCUUUCCGCUGAUGUCAUCUCACGACUAACUGUUGAUGGAUCAUCCCUGGCAAAGAAGCUGCUCCAAUCAAAACAUUUCUUCGCGAAGGAGUCGCAGUGGCUUAUUGGGUCCGAUGAAUGGGCUUACGAUCUGGGAAACUCCGGUGUUCACCAUGUCCUCGCAUCAGGCGCUAAUGUUAAAAUGCUGAUUAUCGACUCGCAACCUUACUCUGAGCGCGUUGCUGCUGAUGCAACACGGAGAAAGAAGGAUAUUGGCCUUUAUGCCAUGAACUUUGGCAAUGCCUACGUCGCAUCUGUCGCUGUGUAUAGCUCAUACACUCAGGUUCUGCAGGCAAUGGCAGAGGCGGAUCAAUUCGAUGGACCAUCUGUUGUUCUCGCCUAUCUGCCUUACAACAAGAACGGCGAAUCACCCCUUGCCAUUCUCCAAGAGACUAAGAAGGCUGUCGAUUUGGGGUACUGGCCUCUUUAUAGAUGGAAUCCGAAUAAUGCUGAGAAGGGCGAACCCAAUUUUUCUCUUGACUCAGAGAGGACCAAGAGAGAAUUGGAAGAGUUCCUGCGACGCGACAAUCACCUCACCCAGCUCAUGAAGCGACAGCCUCAGUUCACAGCUAACUUGUCGGAGUCAUAUGGGACGGAGGUUCGGGCACUGCAAAAGCGUGCAGCCAAGGAUUCGUACAACAAGCUCCUUGAGGGUCUCUUUGGUGCACCUCUCACUAUCUUAUACGCAUCUGACAACGGCAAUAGCGAGAACCUAGCGAAGAGGUUGGGUAAUCGUGGAAAGGCCCGUCGUCUGAAAACUAUGGUUAUGGCUAUGGAUGAUUACCCUAUUGAGGAUCUCGCCACUGAAGAAAAUGUGGUGUUCAUCACCAGCACAGCCGGUCAGGGUGAAUUUCCCCAGAAUGGCCGUUCGCUAUGGGAGGUCAUUAAAAACUCUGGAGAUCUCGAUCUCUCCUCCAUCCACUACUCGGUUUUCGCCCUAGGAGACAGCCACUACUGGCCUAGAAAAGAGGACAAGAUCUACUAUAACAAACCCGGCAAGGAUCUUGACUCUCGUGUAGCUUUCCUUGGUGGUAAAAAAUUGACCGAUAUUGGACUAGGAGAUGACCAAGAUCCCGACGGUUUCCAAACAGGCUAUCAGAAAUGGGAGCCAAGACUGUGGCGGGCAUUGGGCGUGGAUAAGGUCGAGGGUCUACCAGAGGAACCCCCUCCAUUGACCAAUGAGGAUAUCAAGAUGCAGUCCAACUACCUGCGAGGCACUAUCGCGGAAGGUCUGCUUGAUGAAUCGACCGGAGCAAUUUCCGCAUCCGACCAGCAGCUCACAAAAUUCCAUGGUACGUACAUGCAAGAUGACCGUGACGUGAGAGAUGAGCGUAAAGCUCAAGGGCUCGAGCCUGCAUACUCCUUCAUGAUUCGAUGCAGGUUACCUGGUGGUGUUGCAUCCCCAAAGCAAUGGUUACAAAUGGAUGCCAUUAGCAGCGCCCAUGGCAAUGAGACGAUGAAGCUCACAACCCGUCAAACUUUCCAAUUUCACGGUGUCGUCAAGGGAAAACUGAGAUCUGCCAUGCGAGCUAUCAACCAGGCCCUUAUGACGACUAUUGCCGCUUGCGGUGAUGUAAAUCGGAACGUUAUGUGCAGCAGUCUUCCCGAGCUGUCUUAUUAUCACAAGGAAGUCCACGCUGUUUCCAAACGCAUCAGUGACCAUUUACUACCCUCAACAACUGCUUAUCACGAAAUCUGGCUCAAGGACGAGAAUGAUAACAAAGUCCAGGUUGCCGGUAAUGCUGUUGUCGACCACGAACCCCUCUACGGACCUUCUUACCUCCCUCGAAAAUUUAAAAUUACCAUUGCUAUCCCACCACACAAUGACACGGACGUCUACGCGCACGAUAUUGGUUUGAUCGCCAUCAAGGGCUCCGAUGGCCACUUGGAAGGAUUCAACAUCCUCGCAGGCGGCGGUAUGGGAAUGACACACAAUAACAAGAAGACAUAUCCACGGACGGGAAGCAUGUUUGGGUACAUACCUGCUGGCCAAGCUCACAUCGUCUGCGAGAAAAUCAUGCUCGUCCAGCGCGACCAUGGCGACCGCCAAAACCGAAAACACGCCCGCCUAAAGUACACAAUCGAUGACAUGGGCGUGGAUGUCUUCAAGAGGAAAGUCGAAGACCUUCUCCCCGCUGGCCUCCGCUUUGCCGCGCCCCGACUCUUCAAAUUCGCCUCCAACAUCGACACCUUCGGCUGGCAAAAGGACGAAAAUGGUCUAAACCAUUUCACCUUCUUCAUCGAAAACGGCCGUAUCGAAGACACCGCCUCCUUCGCCAUGCGCACUGGGCUCCGCAAACUCGCUGAGCUGGGUAGAGGCGAGUUCCGCCUCACCGGAAACCAGCACCUGAUAAUCUCCAACAUCGAUGACUCAGAUCUCCCAGCCAUUAAAAUGGUGAUGGCCGAAUACAAACUGGACAACACCACCUUUUCGGGUUUGCGACUCUCUUCGUCCGCCUGUGUCGCGUUCCCCACCUGCGGCCUCGCCAUGGCCGAGUCAGAACGCUACCUACCCAUCCUCAUCGAUAAACUCGAAAGCUGUCUUGAGGAGAACGGCCUGGCGAAGGAGAGCAUUGUCAUGCGCAUGACGGGUUGUCCGAAUGGGUGUGCGCGUCCCUGGCUGGCGGAGGUGGCGUUUGUGGGCAAGGCGUAUGGCGCUUACAACAUGUAUCUGGGUGGGGGGUAUCAUGGGCAGCGGCUGAAUAAGUUGUAUCGUGCAUCGAUUAUGGAGGAGGAGAUUUUGGAGAUCAUGAAGCAUCUGCUGAAACGGUAUUCGCUUGAGCGGCGGGCGGCAGCUGUUAAGGGUGGUGAACUGGAACGGUUUGGCGAUUGGUGUAUUCGGGCUGGCAUCAUCAAGGAGACGACGGAGGGGAAGACGUUCCAUGACGAUGUUGCGGAAGAUGAUGAAGACGAGGAGUGA